AUGGCUGCGCCCAUGGAGUUUCAUGCAGCGAUUCAAGUGUUGGUUUCGCCACCUUCAAAACCACCGGAAUGUACGACUGAAAGCACAGCGCCCCCAUGUGAUGACGCAACAAGGUUUGACCUUUCACUUAAGUCAACCCUUGACAAACUUCACCAAGUGCUUGCAAGUGAUAAGAGAUGUUUUAACCUCUCCAUUGCACUUGAGUCAGUUAUCACAGACUGGAGGGGAAGACUAGUAGAAUGCAAAGACAUACGCUGGUUGUACACAGAGCACUGUAUGGUUCUGUUACAAGGCCUAAAAGAUUCUGUCGCUGUUCAGAUGGUGGAGUUUAAAAAGGAACAGGGAAAGACAAAACUUGAGAAACCGGGUCCUCAUACGGCUCCCCUUCUUUCCCCGGACACAUUUAGCGUAGGGCAGCAGAAAAAUCUCAUGACGCUGUUGCAGUUUAUAGUUUGUCUUGGACUGGUACCAAACCUUCAGAAGGGUAUCGGAAUUCCAAUGGAGAAGAGGUCGGGGUUCGGGCAGAUAUUAAUUGGCAGAGAGUCUGUGCUGAAUCCGGAGAGACUGAAGCAGGUAGUGAAGGUACUCUUAGAGUGUGUUAAACAGCCUUCUAUUGGAGGUUUGAUUCUAACAAGACAUUUAGGAGAUCUCCUAGCAUCUCUUCUUCAGAUCUCUCAUUCUGAAAAACUGUCUCAAACGAAAGAUAACAAUACAACCGACCAGGCAAAAGAUGUAGCAGAACCAACUCAAAGAAGUGAAAACUCAAAGGAUGUCGAGUUCUUUCAAAAUCAGUUGAAGCGCCUUCUGCAGAGAGCCUACCAACCUCUAGUGAUCAGAGAGCUUCUAUUCUUACAAGGAGGUCCAGGAGAUGAAAGAACAGGAACGGCAAAGACAAACCCAAAGAGUGCCUCUCAGAGAAGCCAGAACCCAAAGAGUGUCUCUCAAAGAAGCCACAACCCGCUCCCACGAGCACCACAGUGGCUGAAGAAGGAGUGUGGAAGGCUCUUGACAGAACGUCUGAUAAAGCCCAAAGGAAUCCAAUGGGUGCUACGAGGGCUGCUUGAUGUUGGAGGAGGAGCAGCAGUGAAUGCAUCAGCUACCACAGAUAACUGGAGGAAAUGUGACGCAGUGUCUCAUCUGAUAACCAACUGUCCUCUUGAAGACAUUACAGUGGAUAAAUACUACAAGCUUGUCUGUCCACAGAUCCUGGAGCUUCUUCACUUCAAGGAUCAGCUGCUUCUGAAACAGGUUCUUCGUGUUGCUAGGAGCUGCAUCGUUACCAUGACAACUAGGCAUCCUCAGCUUGCAAACCCUUUCCUGAUUGGUCCAUUACUGGACCCCCUGCUUGCCACACUGCAUGAAAGAGCACCAGCAUCAGCAGAAGAUGGCGGUUCGUUUGUUCUUGUGGACGAGCCUACACUGACUCAAUGUAUUGAAGACGUUCAUCAUAUCUUCAUUGGAUUACCAGAUCCAAGCCCCUGUCUCCUUGAGAUGUUGCAACCAGUUUGUCAUCCUAUGUUUAAACUUCUGUGCUUUGCAAAGCAAGGGGUCUGUAAUCUCAGAUCCAAGAUUGAGGAAAUUCUUCUGUACUUUUUUUGCAACUCUGAGCAUCAGACCACUCUGGAGUAUCUAAGGCAUAUAUCCUUCCUACUGCGUGAUUCCCAGACUGAGAGUGUGCAUCGUGGCAUUGCAUUCACACCUGGUUCUGAAGGUGGUGCUGUUGUCAUGUUCAGGCAAAAUAUCAGAGCUGAAGAGCAGUUUGCAGACAGUUUGAUGUCUCAGGAGCUUACUGCAGCGACAGUAUUUGAUCUACUCCAGAAACUGAAGAUUAAGGGACUUGCUGGAGAUUUCUUCAUUCUAGUCUUGAAAGAGUUAACAUCAAUCACUUCAAGACCAUCAUCCAAAGAUCCCCAAGAUCCUGACCCUUCUCGCAUUUUCCUCAACAUAGAAGAGAACCAAGACACUCAAGUCACUCAUAUACAGCACUCUCUUCAAGUCCUGGCCAUCUUAUCUAAGCUCUGCGAGAAUCUUGGGCCCGCUGUCUUAGAGAAUACUUCACAGAUGUUGGAGUUUGCUCGUGCGACGUUGGAUCGUGCUGCAUCGUCGUUGGAUUGCCAGGGGGAAACGUGCGAUGUGUUUGAAACCGAGACGUUGACACUUGCCCUUGGAUUAGUAUCGGCAAUACUGCGUGGAGAUUUAGAGAAAAAGGUUACUUCCGAAAACCGUGAAUCACUCAUGAACCUUCUGCCAUCACUGGAGAAAAUAUCACAUGACCACCCAAUAGAGCCUCUCCAGAGAACGGCAACUGACCUCCGCAUCGCCAUAGCAACCCACGGUGCUGUCUGGUCGGAAUCGAUGAAGGAAGCAACUGAGGAUUUAAAAUCAAAGCUCACAAUGGACAGAGAAAAAGUUUCUAAGAUAGAAGAUCGGACUAAGAAAACUGCUGGAGACAAUUUGCUAAGCAAGGAAGACCCUGUUACUCCCGGAGAAAAAAGGAAUGUCCAGAUAGAUAGAAAUCUUAUUUACGAGGAUGGUGCCUCACGUCCUGGAGUUGAAUCCAAUGCAGAGUCUUCCAGAAUAGCAAUGAAUGAGAAAAGACCAAACUCGUCGGUUUCACAACACAGCGACGACGAGCCAGCUGUCAGUAAGAACUUUGAUGAGGCUUUUCAAGAACUCUUCGAUCCUCUUUUGCCGACGAGAGGCCAUGCCCUGAGGGUCCUUGGGAAGCUCUUGCUGGCCAGAGACUCCAAGGCGAUGCAGAAGAAAGAUAUGCUGCUGGGAAUAUUUGUUGAGAAUCUUAGUCAUGAAGAUUCUUAUAUCUAUCUCUCUGCCAUUCAGGCCCUUUCAUGUGUAGCAGAUGUGUUUCCAGAAAGAGUAAUUCCACAUCUUUGUGAGGAGUUUGUUGGUGGCAAGAAGAAAGUGAAAAGAGAAGUAGAGACAAGAGUCAAACUCGGAGAAGCUCUAGUUAGAGCCAUAAGAUCACUUGGUGAGCUGGUACCCCGCUAUGCAAACACAUUACUGGGUACACUCUUACAAGGAGCACAGGACACCGAUGCUGUGAUCAGGGCGAGCAGCUUGUCCAACAUGGCUGAUGUCUGUAAACUGUUACGAUUCUCACUUGGUCCAAAUCUUCAUGAGGUUCUGAACUGCCUGAUGACCAUCCUAAAGAGUGACCCCCAGGUUGAGGUCAGAAGGUCAUGUGUUCUUGUACUCACCCUCCUUCUCAGGGGGCUUGGGAAGGAUGCAUUGAAGGUUCUUGAAAAUGUUAUGAGGGACAUCUACCGCGGUCUGAAGUUGGCGCUAAGCAUCGAGAAAGAUGACGUAAUCCGUUUACAUUGCCAGCUAGCUCUGGAAGAAAUUGAUACAGUUAUGAGAGACUUCAUGUUCCCUAAACAAACUCUGACAAAGAAGAUCACCGUGUUGCCAUGACAACACCACCAGCAACAACAACAACAAAAUUUAAUAUAAAUAGGCAACCUACUUUAGUCGUAUAUGAUUGCCAAAAUGCCUUUAAUAUUUCUUUUUUUGCAAUUGGGGAAACAAUUUUUAUGAAUGAGAUUUUACUGAGCAAUUUCUUUAAAAUGUUGCAAAAACUUUUGCCUUUUUUUAUUUAGGGUCAAUGACAUUUAAGUUAGAAGCUGUUUUUUAUGGAAGCAGGGGUGGAUUUCACAAAAAGUUAAGACCAGUCUUAUCUCGAGUUAGGAGGAGUUAACUCGUCCUAACUUUAUAGG
Molecule: messenger RNA, 3731 nt
Organism: Asterias rubens (European starfish)
Lineage: Eukaryota; Metazoa; Echinodermata; Asteroidea; Forcipulatida; Asteriidae
Product: transport and Golgi organization protein 6 homolog
Exons: 13
Coding region: 1-3429 (1142 amino acids)
Biological process (GO): protein secretion
Source: RefSeq, a predicted model, not a curated record